UGUUUAGAGAAUUUAAAAAUGAAAUACAUGAGUGUUAUAAAGUGGAAUAGAUGUUUAUAUUAUAUUAAACGGAAGCAUUCAACUAAUGUAAACUCAAAGUGGCAAAGCGUAGUUGGUUUAGAAGUGCAUGCUCAGUUGAAUACAGAGUCUAAACUAUUUUCUGGUGCUCAAAACACUUUCGGUGGCUUGGUGAAUAACUGUGUAUCGUUAUUUGAUGCGGCUAUACCGGGUACAUUGCCAGUAUUAAACAGAAAAUGUGUAGAACUUGGUGUAUUAACAGCGUUAGCACUUUCAUGUAAAGUGAACGAAGUAUCAUCAUUCGAUAGAAAACAUUACUUUUAUGCGGACCUACCAUCUGGGUAUCAAAUAACACAACAAAGAGCUCCUUUAGCUAGUGAUGGAGUUAUACAUUUCCAGGUAUUUACUCCUGGUAUCCACAAAAAGCCUUACAAAAAGAGUUCAAAGAUAAAGCAAAUCCAAUUAGAACAAGACAGUGGAAAAUCACUUCAUGACAGUGAGUUGAAGAGAAGUUUAGUCGAUCUGAACAGAGCGGGAGCACCUUUGAUAGAACUUGUAUUUGAACCUGAUUUAGAGGAUGGUGAGGAGGCAGCUGCAUUAGUUAAGGAACUUGUCCUGAUUGUGCAAAGGCUCGGAGCAUGCUCAGGACGUAUGGAAGAGGGUGCAUUACGAGUUGAUGCAAAUGUCUCGUUGAGAAAGUUCGGGGAACCUCUAUCUACUAGAACUGAAAUUAAAAAUAUUGGCUCAGUGCGUGGCGUGGCCGGCGCUGUUCGUCAUGAAAUAGAACGACAGAGAAUAAUUCUGGACAAUGGCGGACACAUUAUUAACGAAACGCGGUCGUGGGAUGCCACCAACAAAGUUACUAUUGCUAUGCGAGACAAAGAAGUAGUUCAGGAUUACAGGUAUAUGCCAGAGCCAAACUUACCACCGCUUCGUGUUAAUUUAAAUUCGAAUGAAGAUACACAAGAUGUAAUAAGCGUUCCCCUUAUAAAAGAAACAAUACCUGAACUUCCAGAAGAUUCUAGAAGAAAACUUAUACAGGCAUACGAUUUAAGAGAGAUAGCAGCUAUUCAACUCGUCAAUGAACCCGCUCUGUUGAAAUAUUUCUAUGAAUUAGUAUCAGAUGUCGCUAGAAACCCUACUAAAGUAGCCAAUCUUUUACUUAACGAUCUCUUAACUGUACUUAACAAGAGGAAGGUGAAUGUCGAAGAUUGUACAAUAACUGUGAAACAAAUGAGAGAACUUACCGACGCUUUGUUGAAUAAACAAAUAAAUUUAGACAUAUAUAGAAAAUUACUUGACGAACUAUUCGACAGACAGAUCGAUUGUUCAGUAUUAGAUAUUAUUAUAGAAAAAGGUUGGACGCUAGAAAGUGACGAAAUUGUUAUUGAACAGAAAUGUAAAGAAGUUCUCGACGACAAUCCUAAGCUAGUUAAGAAAUACAAAGAGGGUAAAGUGAAAAUAUUGAAUUCGUUAUUAGGGAUUUUAGCUAAAACAACUUCUAAUAAAAUGGAUAUGGCGAUAGCUACUAAGAAAAUGGAGGAAUUGUUAAAGAAAUAAAUGUAUAGUUUAAAACAAA
Molecule: messenger RNA, 1597 nt
Organism: Papilio polytes (common Mormon)
Lineage: Eukaryota; Metazoa; Arthropoda; Insecta; Lepidoptera; Papilionidae
Gene: GatB
Product: glutamyl-tRNA(Gln) amidotransferase subunit B, mitochondrial
Exons: 5
Coding region: 19-1578 (519 amino acids)
Biological process (GO): mitochondrial translation; glutaminyl-tRNAGln biosynthesis via transamidation
Molecular function (GO): glutaminyl-tRNA synthase (glutamine-hydrolyzing) activity
Source: RefSeq, a predicted model, not a curated record